UUUGCUUUUUUUAUUCAUCAAUACUGCGAUCUGAUGGUAACACCUGAUGUCUUUUCAUUUUUAUCAUAAAAAUGCUUAAAACUACCCGAAAAUUCAGGUUCCCCGAAAAAAAAACAAGACAAAAUGAAAGAAAUAGAAAGGGCCACCAGAUCCGUUCGCUGUUGGAUAAAACGGUUUUAUUUUUAAAAAGACAAACAACAACCGCAUGUUUAAUUGGAAUUGGCAGGAUAAACGUGCCUGUAAAACAAAACAGCGCAAUAAGAAACGAAUGUGUUUCUGUUAGAUGGUCUGAGCCAGAGAUUUCCCACCCCCAUCCCACCAGUGGACUCUUCCCCCGAGGCAGACUGGACCGAUCCAGCGUGCGUGAGCAGCGGAGCGGCACCAGCCAAGGCCCGGGCUUUGCCUCGCGGCCAGGAGAAGAAGACAACCAGCCGGGGUUUUCUCCAGGAGAUCCUUUUGAGUCGCUUAAAUCGAGAAAGCAUCAUGGCCGAGUCGGAGUUCCAAACCUUUACUUCUAUCAUGGACGCGCUGGUUCGCAUCAACGUGAGUAUGACGCUGGCUUUAUUAGUCACUUCAGCCAUUUGUGCAGUUUCAGUCUGGAUGUUUUAGCGGAUUUCCCCCCAUGUUUCAGAUAUGAAGCCAUCUGCAUACAGAUGUGUCCAGCUGUGAUGAUGGAGCGUGCUAAUUCCGUUUGGAGACAUGAUAUCAGCGUCACAGUAAAGCUCUGGCACUGUUCCAACAUGAAGAGUAUGGAGCAGGAGCUGCAUUGCCCGGUGUGUGACGAGACGGUGAAGCAGCCUAUCCUUCUCCCGUGCCAGCACAGCGUGUGCCUGCUUUGUGCAGCUGAGAUGCUGGUCCAGAGAGGUUAUCCUCCUCCAGAUCUCCCCCCGGACCCCAACUCACCUGCCUCCACCCCAAACACUCGCUCUCCAAGACAGGCACGUCGGCCUGCGCCCAGGACGCCCGACCGUCUGGAGCGGUCCCUCAAAACAGUAUGUGGGACAUACCCAGGUCUGAGGCGCAGGGAGGCAGCCCCUCCCCCCAUGCUGUUCCCCUGUCCUUCCUGUCAGCUGGAUGUGGAGCUGGGGGAGAAAGGACUCUCCGACUGCCUCCGUAACCUCACCCUGGAGCGGAUCGUUGAAAGGUACAGGCAGACAUUAAGUCUGGGCAGCAUGGCGAUACUGUGUGGUUUCUGUAAACCUCCGCAGUCUCUGGAGGCUACUAAAGGCUGUGCCGACUGCAAAGCAAACUUCUGCAAUGAGUGUUUCAAGCUCUACCACCCCUGGGGAACUCCUCGUGCUCAGCACGAACACAUUCUGCCCACCAACAACUUCAGACCAAAGGUCCUUACAUGCACAGACCACGAGCAGGAGAGACUGCAGUGGUAUUGUCGUAGCUGCCAGCUGUUGCUGUGUCCGCUUUGUAAGCUCCGUCGUGUCCACCACGGACACAAGGUUCUGCCCGUAGCACAGGCCUACCAGGCCCUGAAGGACAAGAUUGGCAAAGAAGUCAGCUUCAUCCUGACCAACCAGGAGACGAUUCAGAGUCAGAUUACUCAGCUGGAAGCUGCAAUCAAACAGAUGGAGGCUAACAGUGCAGUAGCAAUGCAGCAGCUGACUCAGUGCAUCACAGAGCUGGGAGCAGCUGUCGCCGAGCGCCAUGGAGCCUUAGCCUUGGCCCUGGAGGGGUCCAGAAGCAGGAGGGAGGAUGCCCUGUCUGCGCAGGCCUUUGAGAAGAAGGGUCUGCUGGAGCAGGCGGGCCUGAUGGCGUACACACAGGAGCUGCUCAAGGAGACAGAUGCUCCCUGCUUCGUACAGGCCGCCAGGGUCACGCACAGCAGGCUGGUUAAAGCCAUAGAGAACCUGCAGGGCUUCUCUCCUGCUGCAGAUACCUCCUUCAGACACUUUCACCUCGAUGCGUCCAAAGAGAUCAAGCUCAUCGGGAGCUUGCAGUUCAUCCAAGCUCCACAGGCUCCAGUCAUCGACACCCAGAAGACUUUGGCGUACGACCAGCUGUUCCUCUGCUGGCGCCUUCCUCAGGACUCGGCCCCCGCUUGGCACUUUUCCGUGGAGUACCAGCGACGGGCUGGAGGGGCGGGAGCCGCGUGGGGCGGCGCCGGCUCCCCCAGCACCACGACGCCGUGGCAGCGGCUGAACGAGGUGAAAGGGACCAGCGCGGUGAUCGACCGGCUGCAGAUGGACAGCGUGUACGUUCUGAGGGUGAGAGGCUGCAACAAGGCCGGCUUUGGAGAGUACAGCGAAGAGGUUUACCUCCACACUCCACCUGCUCCAGUCUUGAGCUUCUCCUUGGACUCUCGCUGGGGUUUGCACGCUGACCGUUUGGCUCUGGGUAAAGGUCAGACGUACGCACGCAGCGUUCCCGGCCUCUCCCUGCUUCGAGCCGCCGACCGCGCCCUCACCUCAUGCCACCUGACCUCCGACCUUCUGGUGGCAGACCUGGCUGUCACUCACGGUAGACACUACUGGGCCUGCUCCGUAGAACCCGGGUCCUACUUGGUGAAGGUGGGAGUCGGGCAAGAGACUAAACUCCAGGAGUGGUUUCAUUGUCCCCAGGAUAUGGCAAGUCCUCGCUGUGACCCAGACAGCGGCCAUGACAGUGGGGCAGAGGACGGCCAAGACUCUCCUCCUUUUUGCUUCCUCACUGUAGGGAUGGGUAAGAUCCUGCUCCCUAAAGGGCACGGUCCCACUUCCAGCCAGAGUGAGAGCCACAGUCAGAGAGGAGUCCACUCCCACCCUCACACCAGCCCCCUCCCACCACGACUGGGAGUGUGUCUGGACUGUGACAAAGGACUAGUUACCUUCUACGACGCCCACUCCCUGCGGAUCCUGUGGGCGGGACAGCUGGACUGCUCGGCUCCAGUGUGUCCGGCCUUUUGCUUCAUCGGCGGCGGAGCGCUACAGCUGCAAGACCUGGUGGCCAAUCGGAUCAUCGAGGAGCCACCACCGAGAAGAGUAACCAUCAAAACGCAAGCAACAACUGUAAGAAAAUGAGUAUUCGGAGCUCAAAGUUUGUCCCGUGUCUUGACUUAAAGGCGACCCAAUGGUUUAUUUGAUCACACUUGGCCCAAAAACACAAGAUCUCUCUUUUUCCUGGUUUAUUUGUGUUCUUUCACACUUUUCUCCUCAACUUUGUGGCUGAAGUGACGUCAGACUAUGCAGAAAAGCUGUUCCUAUCCCAGGUCAGGAAAUGUGCUCUACCUUUACACAAAUUUCAUGUUAUCCCAAAGGGUUGCAUACAAGUGUAACUAUAUAUAAGAAACACUUCAUAUCGUGUAAUUGGGUUUUGUUAUUUAAAUUGUUUUACACAGCUUAAAAAAACUAUAGUUUAUAGAAUUUAUAGCAAGUUUAAAUUAAAAGGUUAUGAAUAUUUAAGUUCUCAUGUGUUUUAUGAACAUUUCCAAUCCUGUCUGUUUCAGUUUGGAUGAUAAUUAAUGUGUAAAUCUGUGUGUGUGUGUGUGUGUGUGUGUGUGUGUGUGUGUGUGUGUGUGUGUAUGUGUAUGUAUGGAUGUAUGUACAGUAUGUACAUACAUACAUGUACAUACACAUA
Messenger RNA from Nothobranchius furzeri (turquoise killifish), 3567 nucleotides. The record is from RefSeq and is a predicted model, not a curated record. Lineage: Eukaryota; Metazoa; Chordata; Actinopteri; Cyprinodontiformes; Nothobranchiidae.